Molecule: messenger RNA, 2692 nt
Organism: Syzygium oleosum
Lineage: Eukaryota; Viridiplantae; Streptophyta; Magnoliopsida; Myrtales; Myrtaceae
Product: G-type lectin S-receptor-like serine/threonine-protein kinase SD3-1
Exons: 1
Coding region: 251-2536 (761 amino acids)
Biological process (GO): protein phosphorylation; recognition of pollen
Molecular function (GO): protein serine/threonine kinase activity; ATP binding
Source: RefSeq, a predicted model, not a curated record
AAUGUGCUCCUACGUCGGAGAAAUUCCUUGUUGAUUUGCUGUGGUCGGAAGAUGCCGUUUUCUUGGAAUUAUUGUUGGCUACCAUCUGCAUUACGGUUGCUUUGACAAUUUUGAGGUUUGUCAUCAUCUUGCCUAAUUCUACAUGAUUACUCUCUGACUGGUGCUUGUCACUUCGGCUUAUCCUGAAGCUUUAGUUGUGGGGCCGUUUGGUACAUGUAUGUACCUUCUUCUCAAAUCUUAGCAUCUAAGUAUGGUUAAACAGGUUGAGUUUUGGUAUUUGUGGAUUUACCUCUCCAUUGGGUUCCUGCUACCUUCGACUGUGGUUUCAGAGGUUCCCUUAGGUUCAAAACUUUCUGUUGAAGAUAAUAACUUCUGGGUCUCCUCCAAUGGGGAUUUCGCACUUGGGUUUUAUAACAGCUCACCUCAGUCAUUUCAGUAUAGCGUCGGCAUCCGUUUCAAUUCGAAAUCUAUUCCUGCUUAUGAGCAAAAGGUGGUUUGGGCUGCUGGAGCUGACAUCAUGGUUGGAAACAAGUCUUAUUUUCAGCUCACCCAAGAUGGAGAACUCAUCCUGUUUGAUUCCUCGGUAAGCACCAUCGCUUGGAGCAGUAAAACAAGUCAAUUGGCGGUAGUUUCGGCCGUUCUACAUGAUAACGGCAAUUUUGUCCUUCUCAAUGACAAGGGGGACAGAGUUUGGCAGAGUUUUGACAGUCCAUCUAACACACUUCUCCCAGGGCAGACAUUAUCGGUCUUUGAAACACUCAGAGCACAGAAGGUGAAUUCAAUGUCUAGUUACUACAGCCUCUAUAUGAAUGAGUCUGGUCAGUUACAACUGAGAUGGGAGUCUGAUAUCAAAUAUUGGACUUUUGGAAGCGUUUCGAAUUCAAAUGUUAGUGCUGUCCUCAUGGCUAAUGGAGCUCUGCUGCUUCUAAAUGAGUAUUCAAGGCCUAUUUUUUCUCUUUUCGGGGAAGAUCACAGUGAGACCGUGAAAUUUCGAUUUCUCAGGCUAGAUACUGAUGGUAAUCUACGUAUGUACUCAUGGAGAGAAGCUUCAGCCGCUUGGAUAUCAGUCUGGCAAGCGGUUGAUAAUCAAUGCAAUGUAUUUGCAACUUGUGGGGAUUAUGGAAUAUGCUUUUUCAACAGUUCAGGCUUACCUGAUUGUGUGUGCCCAUUUAAGUCUGGUUCCGCGACUUACCCGAAAUGUCUGCUUCCGAAUCAGCAGGGAUGCAAAUCUGGUUCUAUCAUGCUUUCUUAUGAGCAUACUUUUCUUCAUGGGAUGUAUCCAGUGAAUGAUUCAGUUGUCCUAAGUAGUCUACAGCAAUGCAAAGAUUUGUGCCUGAAGGACCCACUCUGUACAGCUGCAACAUUUACUAACGAUGGAUCGGCAGAAUGCCUAGUCAAGACCUCUCGUUAUAUCACUGGUUAUACGGACCCAUCUUUAAGUUCGAUAUCUUUUGUUAAGAAGUGUUUGGACCCAAUUGCCGUUGACCCAAUUCGUCCGAGACCGUCUCCGGCGCCUAUCCCUGUCAACAAAUCUUAUAGGCUUUGCAUUCCUUGUCUUGCCGGAGCUGCAUCUGGAACAUUCGUUACAGUUCUUGCAAUUCAGUUGGCUGUCGGGUUCUAUAUUUAUAAAAGGCGUAACUGGAUUUGGAAGAAACCCGCAUUGGCCUAUAAAGAUCCUUACUCAAAGAGCUUGCUUGUGUUUUCAUUCAUGGAGAUUGAAGAACUCACUGGAAACUUUAAGCAUCAGAUUGGGCCGAAGAUGUACAAAGGCAUGCUCCCAAAUAGGCAGCCUGUUGCAAUUAAAGACGUGGAGGCAACUGUGGCUGAGAGGAAGUUUAGAGCUGCAGUCUUGAGAGUGGGAAGCAUUCAUCACAAAAAUCUCAUAAAGUUGGAGGGCUAUUGUUGCGAGUCUAUUCACAGGUACUUGGUCUACGAAUAUGCUAAAAAUGGCUCUUUGGAGAAGUACAUCGAAGACCCUGAGCUGAGUAAGAGAUUAACUUGGAAGAAGAGAAUGGAAGUGUCUUUGAGCGUGGCAAAGGCACUGUCUUAUUUGCACUUAGAAUGUAGAGACUUUAUAAGUCACGGGAACUUGAAAUGUGAAAACAUUGUGCUGGACGAGAAUCUAGAUGCCAAGGUCUCUGAGUUUGGGCUCUCAAUAAUUCACAGUGAAGCACUAAGCCCUGACAUAUCGGCCGAGAGUGAUGCGGAGGAUUUUGGGAAGCUGGUGGUUGCUUUGGUCAGCGGAUGUCGAGAUCACAAGAGCGUGAGUGAGUGGGCUUACAAUGAAAUGAUGGUUGGGCAGGUAGAGAAGGUGGUAGAUAAAAGAAUAAAGAGCGAGGUUAGCUUAGAAGAGUUGAACCGGGUCAUGAGGAUUGCAUUUUGGUGUUUACAAAGCGAUGAACGGUUGAGACCAUCAAUGGGGGAGGUUGUUAAGGUGUUGGAGGGUACUUUGACGGUUGACCUCCCACCACCUCCUUUUUCUCACGAGAGGCCAUUGCAGGAAGAAGAAUCUUCCAGGUCUGGCUCAGAGUCAUAGAAAUUUGUUGCCUCUGAAGUUUUUUCCCUUCUUGCUUCUCUUUUUUGUGGUAGGAUUGACUAAGCUUUUCAGCUGGAAUUAGGCCUCUGAUUGACUUGCCCUUGUUGGGUGUAUAAGAUCUUUGUAUAAAGCAAAUGUGCUGAUAUCUCUUCUCAA